Messenger RNA from Neurospora tetraspora, 1122 nucleotides. RefSeq lists its product as uncharacterized. The coding region runs from base 83 to 883 and encodes 266 amino acids. Gene Ontology annotation, molecular function: SNARE binding; SNAP receptor activity. Gene Ontology annotation, biological process: vesicle fusion; endoplasmic reticulum to Golgi vesicle-mediated transport. Gene Ontology annotation, cellular component: Golgi apparatus; endoplasmic reticulum membrane; SNARE complex. NCBI's taxonomy places the organism in Eukaryota, Fungi, Ascomycota, Sordariomycetes, Sordariales, Sordariaceae. The record is from RefSeq and is a predicted model, not a curated record. The transcript has 2 exons.
CUCCCAUCAACGAUAAGCAUUGCUGCCUGCUUGUCUUCUCGAAACUCCGAUCCUCGAAUGAACCCCUGAAAGUCAGCCCAACAUGAACACAACCUUCAACUCAGCUCUCAAGCAGAGCACCUCCAUCCGCAAAGACCUUGCCGCCCUCUCCUCACACGAGCUCGAUCCGACCUCUCUCACGCCCGCCGCGCUGGGCUCUCUCUCAGCCUCCCUAACCGCCUUCAACCGGACCAUCGACGAGUACAACCACCUCGCCAAGCAGGAGCUCAACGCAGCCAAGCAGGAAAAGGCCUACGAGAGGAUACGCAACUUCCGGUCCGAGCUGCACGACUUCCGGACGCAGCUGGACUCGCUGAAAUCCAAGCGCGAGGAACACAUGCACGCGCAGAACCGCGCCGAGUUAUUGGGGCGCAGGCCGUUUGUGGCGAGUACGCCUGAGAAUCCGUAUGCUAAUGCGUCGGCGUCGGCGACGGCGACGGCGACGAGCAGCGCUACGGGAGGAGGAGGAGGGUACGGAAUAUCGCAUGCGAGGACGAAUAGCAUGGCCGAGUCGGGGAGGAUGGGCAGCAGCAGUGUACUGGGCUCCGGGGACGCGAGUCGCGAGCAGCAUGCGCUGAGGGAGCAGGAUUUCUUUAGGAGCACGCACUCGGCGCUGGACGACUACAUUGCGAGGGGCCAGGCGGUGCUGGGCGAUCUGAACCAGCAGAGGGAGAUCAUGAAGAAUACGCAGCGGAAGCUGUACUCGGUUGGCAACACGCUGGGGAUCAGUGGCGAUACCAUCAGGAUGAUUGAGAGGAGGGCGAAGCAGGAUAAGUGGAUCUUUUGGGGAGGGGUGGUGGUUUUCUUCUUGUUCUGUUGGUUGGUGUUGCAUUAUUUGAGGUGAGCUUGCUUGUUGCUGCGUUGGUGGUCGAAACAUGGGUUUUAUGGGGAAAAAAAAAAGAGACAGACGGGACUAAUUGUUGAUGGGUUAUCUUAUUAGCGGUGGAGGAGGACUCUUAGCGAAGGUCCGUUCAGAUUGCGGCAUGGGGCCCGGCGACGGCGGCAUCUGUCUCACAGUCAUCAAGCGUGGAGUUUUGGGUGCUGGGCUUGGUCUGGUUUACUUUUUAACUAAACAAACAUGGU